CGAGAAGAAGCUGCUCGUCGCGUCGCCUCGUGCUCUCCGCCUCCCCCACCUCGCUUCCUCCUCCGCGCCCCCUUCGCCGAGGCCACAGCGUGAGCGUAUAAAGCGCCGCCCCCACCGCGCGCGUCCGCACCGCCACCGCCACCUCCACCUCCAACGCCGUCGCCGCCGCCCGACCCCUCUGCUAGCGCGAGACGAGACGGGACCAAUGGCGGCCGCUGCGUCCUCCACGCUGCACGGCGUCGGCGCCGUAGCCUCCGCCAAGCCCAGAUCCGCCGCCCCAGCGGCGGCGAGGAGGAGCGUGCGCGUGGCCGCGGCGGCGAAGGGAGGAGCGGGCUCGGCGCGAGGCAGGCUGGUGGCUCGCAACGCCGUUGCAGUUACGUGCUGGCUUCAUCCUCGCUUAUCUGUGAUGUGCUCGCGCUUGCAGCGUUGCGCUGAUUUAUUUGCUCUGUGGUAUGUGCAGGCGAAGGCGGAUGAGGCGGCCGCCGAAGCGGGAUCCAAGUCUGGCGGCCAUGAGUUGCUGAUGUUUGAGGCCCUUCGUGAAGCCUUGAUAGAAGAGAUGAAUUUGGAUCCAACAGUGUGUGUCAUGGGUGAAGAUGUUGGUCACUAUGGAGGUUCAUAUAAGGUGACCAAGGGCUUGGCUGAGAUGUUUGGAGAUCUUCGGGUUCUUGAUACACCUAUUGCUGAGAACUCUUUCACUGGCAUGGGAGUUGGAGCAGCAAUGAAAGGGCUCAGGCCAGUUGUUGAAGGCAUGAACAUGGGUUUCCUUCUCCUUGCCUACAAUCAGAUCUCGAACAACUGUGGAAUGCUUCACUACACUUCAGGUGGUCAGUUCAAGAUCCCGGUUGUGAUCCGAGGCCCUGGUGGUGUUGGUCGUCAGCUCGGUGCUGAGCACUCACAGCGUCUUGAGUCAUACUUCCAGUCAAUUCCUGGCCUUCAAAUGGUUGCUUGCUCUACUCCUUACAAUGCGAAGGGCCUGAUGAAGGCAGCUAUAAGGAGCGAGAACCCUGUGGUGCUGUUCGAGCACGUCCUCCUGUACAACCUGAAGGAGAAAAUCCCAGAUGAGGAAUACAUCUGCUGCCUGGAGGAGGCUGAGAUGGUGCGCCCAGGUGAGCACGUGACCAUCCUCACGUACUCCCGCAUGAGGUACCAUGUGAUGCAGGCUGCCAAGACCCUGGUGAACAAAGGGUACGACCCUGAGGUCAUUGACAUCAGGUCGCUGAAGCCGUUUGAUCUGCACACGAUCGGUAACUCCAUCAAGAAGACCCACCGCGUGCUGAUCGUGGAGGAGUGCAUGCGGACGGGUGGCAUCGGCGCCAGCCUGAGGUCCGCCAUCAUUGACAACUUCUGGGACUACCUGGACGCACCCAUCAUGUGCCUGUCAUCACAGGACGUGCCGACCCCGUACGCCGCAACUCUGGAGGACGCCACCGUGGUGCAGCCUGCACAGAUCGUGGCGGCUGUCGAGCAGAUCUGCCAAUGAUCGCAGUAUCACGACAUUGCUAAGUUACAUCGUUUGUGGAUUCGUAAACACCGUGUUCUAUUUGUUUUGCUAUGUAGCGACACUUGAUUGUGGCGUAGACAUAUGUUCUAUUUCCCAGUGGUGCAUAUUUUGCAAAAUUCAAUGCCCUGUGCUGGUCCUUGUUCUCCAAUGUUAGGUUUGAGCAUUUGUUUGCCACUUUGCCAGUGAUCAGUUCCCAUAAACAUUCUGGGGGUAUAGUGACAGCCUUUAAUACGUAUGAGAGUUGAUUCCA
Setaria italica (foxtail millet) is the source of this 1751-nucleotide messenger RNA. Its product is annotated as pyruvate dehydrogenase E1 component subunit beta-3, chloroplastic. Gene Ontology annotation, molecular function: pyruvate dehydrogenase (acetyl-transferring) activity. Gene Ontology annotation, biological process: pyruvate decarboxylation to acetyl-CoA. Lineage: Eukaryota; Viridiplantae; Streptophyta; Magnoliopsida; Poales; Poaceae. The transcript is spliced from 3 exons. The coding region runs from base 206 to 1480 and encodes 424 amino acids. The record is from RefSeq and is a predicted model, not a curated record.